Messenger RNA from Chrysemys picta bellii (western painted turtle), 1981 nucleotides. Lineage: Eukaryota; Metazoa; Chordata; Testudines; Emydidae. The record is from RefSeq and is a predicted model, not a curated record.
AUGGGACAGAGAGCCUAUAAAUAUCAGACCUGUUUUCACAUCGUACAGUCCACACAGGAGAGAGACCUUAUAACUGGGAAAGAUUUUGCUGGUUUCUCAGCCCUUAUUUUACAUCGGCGAAUCCACACGGGGGAGAGACCCUAUAAAUGCCCCAACUGUGGGAAAGGCUUCAGUCGGAGCUCAGCAGUUUCUACACAUCGGAGAACCCAUACGGGGGAGACCCCCUAUAAAUGCCCUGACUGCGGAAAAAGCUUCAGUCACAAGUUAACCCUUGUUUCACACCAGAGAGUCCACACAGGGGAGAGACCUUAUAAAUGCCUUGAGUGUGGGAAAAGCUACAAGCAAAGAUCAAAUCUUAUUGUACAUCAGAGGACCCACACUGGGGAAAGACCCUAUAAAUGCCCCGACUGUGGCGAAAGCUUCAAGCAGAGCGCAGAAGUUAUUUCACAUCAGAGAAUCCACACAGGAGGGACACCCUAUAAAUGCCUCGACUGCGAGAAAAGCUUCAGUAACAGCUCAGGCCUCAUUGUACAUCAGAGAACCCACACUGGAGAGAGACCCUAUAACUGCUCUGAGUGUGGGAAAACCUUCGCUCGGAGCUCAAACCUUUCUGAACAUCAGAGGAUCCACACGGGAAAGAAGCCCUAUGACUGCCCCGAAUGCGGGAAGAGCUUCAGCCAGAGCUCAGUCCUUAAAAGGCAUCAGAAAAUCCACACAAGAGAGGCACCCUAUAAAUGUCCUGACUGCGGGAAAAGCUAAAAGGUGAAGGUCUCUCUGAUGUCCCACCGGAAACUGCACACAGGAUAGAAGGUGAUGGGAGCUCUCCCCGUGGGGCAAUGGGUCUGUGCCCUCCUGAAGCAAAGUGUAAAUGUGCUUCCUUUGAGGAUGGUCUGGGUAGGGACAGCAGAUGAGUGGAUGGUUGGGGUUUCUUUGGGGGGUGGUUGGUGGGGCCCAGAGGAGGAGGAACUGCUGGGCACUGGGGAGAUGAGAUUAGUGGGGAGACAUUUCUGUGGGUUCCACACACACUUUCCAGUGUAGGAGAGGGGUAAAAAUGCUCCAUUGUAGUUUGUGUCUGAGUGUCUCUGCAGCUCCUAAGGCCCCUCGGGGGGAGCAGCAAGGUGCCCUGUGGGUCCCGGGUAUAUGAAGUCUUUCCCUGGAUGUUUGAAGAAGAGAAAGGAGCAGUUAGGUGCAGCAUGAAAGGUGGGUGAUGGUGUCUUACGAAUCUCAUGAUUCUGCUCCUCAUGUGAUAAGUGCCUCCUGUGUUUUACACAACUGUGAGAGCCAGGGAAAUCCUGGAGGAUGGGUGGGAGUGGGAGUUGGAGGGACCUUAUGAACGAUAUGGAUGUUCAGAGAGAAAGACUCUGCCCAGUAUCCCAACUGCUCAAGGAAACAGGGCUAGGGAUGCAUUGUGCUCCUCCUUUGAGACUAGAGCAUAGUUCUGCAUAAUGAAUGUUCUAUAACCAAGGAAAUAUGUUUGUGUUUGUUAGGAGUUGAUAGUAUGAGGGGUGAAUGUUGUACCAUUCAUGGGUUGAGCUGUACUUCAAUGGGUGGUUGGGGGGCUGUGGUUUUUUCAGAUGUGUGUGGGGGUACUGUAGGGUGGGUGUUUGGGACGGUAUGCUGGGGUCAGAUGGGUAGGGGGCAGGUUCAUAAUUACAUGUGCACCUAAGUUCCCUCUAAGGUGUGUGACUGUGCAGCCACAGGGGCCUGGACUGAAGAGGCGCCUCUCCCCCGACCCCAGCCCCGGAGCUGCUGCAGCAGGAAGAGGCGCCUCUCCACCAGCCCCGGGCUGCUGCAGUGAGAUAGGGCUGGGGGGAGUUCUCUCUCCCCGAUGCAGCCUUGUGGCAGCCUGCACCCCAAAUCCCUCAUCUCCGGCCGUACCCCAGAGCUGGCACCCCUAGCUGGAGCCCUCACCCCCUGCACCCCAACCCUCUGCCCCAGCCCUGAGCCCCCUCCCGCACCCUGAACUCCUCAUCCCCAGCCC